Elgaria multicarinata webbii is the source of this 760-nucleotide messenger RNA. It is a transcript of the gene MRPL22, whose product is annotated as mitochondrial ribosomal protein L22. The transcript has 6 exons. Gene Ontology annotation, molecular function: structural constituent of ribosome. Gene Ontology annotation, cellular component: mitochondrial large ribosomal subunit; ribosome. Lineage: Eukaryota; Metazoa; Chordata; Lepidosauria; Squamata; Anguidae. The record is from RefSeq and is a predicted model, not a curated record. The coding region runs from base 36 to 692 and encodes 218 amino acids. Gene Ontology annotation, biological process: translation.
GCUUUGGGGUGAGUCUGACGGCGGCGGCCAAGGCGAUGCGUGUUUGUUUGGGUUUCCCAACAUUAAUAUUUUCCUUCUUUGCAGGGGCUGUCCGAGCAUGGAGCGUCAGCAGCUGGGUCCGGGCCGGCAGGGUACUAGCAUCCUGCAGUGCUCCUCUCCUGUCAAAUAUCCGUACAAGUGCAUCUGUUGCGCGCAUGGGAAAAUGGGAGAAGAAGAAUAGAAUCGUUUAUCCUCCUCAGCAACCGGGAGAACCUCGAAGACCUGCGGAAAUAUACCACUGUCGAAGAGAGAUUAAAUACAGCAAGGACAAGAUGUGGUACCUGGCAAAAUUGAUACGGGGAAUGAGCAUUGAUCAGGCAUUAGCUCAGUUGGAAUUCAGUGAUAAAAAGGGAGCUAAAGUGAUCAAAGAGGUCCUUCUAGAAGCUCAAGAAAUGGCGGUGAGAAAUAAUAAUGUAGAAUUUAAAUCCAAUUUACACAUUGCUAGGUCCUUCUCUGGAAAAGGCCAUUAUCUGAAAAGGAUCCGCUACCAUGGCAAAGGCUUUUUUGGCAUUAUGGACAAAGUCAAAUGUCAUUACUUUGUGAAAUUAGUAGAAGGCCCACCUCCACCUCCAGAACCACCCAAGACUGGAUUUGAUCAAGCGAAAGAAUAUGUUCAGCAGCUUCGUAACCGAACCAUUACUAACACACUGUAAUAUUUCCCUCACUGUGUAUAUCUUCCUUUUUGAUAAACGUGUAAAUAAAAAGGACAUUUUAAGAAGAA